Molecule: messenger RNA, 1122 nt
Organism: Laccaria bicolor S238N-H82
Lineage: Eukaryota; Fungi; Basidiomycota; Agaricomycetes; Agaricales; Hydnangiaceae
Exons: 1
Coding region: 1-1122 (373 amino acids)
Source: RefSeq, a predicted model, not a curated record
AUGGCUGACACUGCUUCUGCCACUCCUACCACACCUACUGGUACUGCUUCCUCCGCUCCUACUGCCCCCAUUGCCGACAAUGUGCAACCCCUUGGUACUGACGGCGUGCAGCCUUGCGUUCCACAUACCCACACCUCUCCCACUAUUACCCAGCUUUUGAAGAACCUGUCGCUGACCAACAUCCUACACUGGAACAAACAAAUUGAGGCAGAUAAUGAUGCCAGAUCUGCCAAGACAUUGAAUAACGCUCUAGACCCCGUCAGCCACCCUCAACCGGGAUCAGAAGUUGCCUCCUUGAUCACUAUCGAUCCUGAGGAUCUUGCCCGAUUAAGGGUCCCCUCCUUCUUUGCUUCCGUCUGUGAUUUCAUUUACAGCAGCCUUGUGAGGCAUCUUGCUGAUGAGGAGUUGAAAGAAAAAGAAGAGAAGAAGAGGAAGGAUGACGAUAUUCUUGCUGAGGAUGCCAGGGUCUCCAAAAGACAGUGUAUGGAUGGUUCCAACCACGUUGAGAGGGUGGUUGGGGAGCCUAUUCCUAUUGAAUUCCCACAGUCUUUAUAUGACACUGAACUUUGUGUUGCAGUUCCUCUUCCUUUCUUUCUCACCCAGAAUUUAUGGUUCCUUGUUGAUGAGGCAUCAACCCUUCCUACUGUCAAGUCUAACCCUGCACCCAGUGAGACCAAGGGCACUUAUAUUCUAAAUAUAGAGAAACUCUCCAACCAUUUUGGAAAGGAAUUAACCCUUACUUGUAGCCAGUGGUCUGAGGCUGCUGCUAAUAUGUGGAGCUUUCAGAUCUUGAGGGACAAGUCAGGCAGUGAAGGCGAACAUGCCACUUGGUUUGAAAAGCAUUUCAAUUUUUUUAACAUGUUGAACAAGAGAGAUGAAUUAUAUGACACGUGGAAGGUCAUGGAACUCGAGUCCUGCCAGGACCACCACAGCUGCCACCUCAAGUUCAGUGCUACAGACUAUGACAAGGCAUUGGGUCUUACUGAGGAGAGCCAUAACUUGACUCAUAAGCUGCGCAAAGAAUUACAGGACUUUGUCAAUUCUUCCCAGAUGGCAACUGGGCGGCCUCAGGGUCCGCCUUACCAGGCUAAUGGUUCCUUUUCUCAAAGGGUCCCACCAUAA